AUGGCCAUGUGCUUGUUCAUCCUCCAUAUAGCCACUACACACAUCCACAGGCUCACUAAUGGGGGCAAGGAAAAAAGGGCUGCCUAUUAUUCAUAUCACCGGAGUUUGAUGGAAAGAGAUAGGCACAUCUCUGGAGUUAGUUGUUACUUACUAUGCAUCAAAGGGUUUGGAAAAUACUGA
This is a messenger RNA of Canis lupus familiaris (dog), 180 nucleotides long. RefSeq names its product NADH dehydrogenase [ubiquinone] 1 alpha subcomplex subunit 1-like. The record is from RefSeq and is a predicted model, not a curated record. Lineage: Eukaryota; Metazoa; Chordata; Mammalia; Carnivora; Canidae. The transcript has a single exon. Bases 1 to 180 code for a protein of 59 amino acids.